Molecule: messenger RNA, 1033 nt
Organism: Neolamprologus brichardi
Lineage: Eukaryota; Metazoa; Chordata; Actinopteri; Cichliformes; Cichlidae
Source: RefSeq, a predicted model, not a curated record
CAGGAUACUGCGCCUGAGCCACCACUGCAGAGAAAGAAGAGUAACAGUGAUUUAUUGUGCAGAAAGUUCAGUACAAGAACUGUUAUAACAUGGAAAAUGCUGGCUCUGGGACUACAGUAGAUGAAAAUGAGUUUACAGAGGAAGAUACGACUCCUCAACUGGACUACACAUACCCUUACUGGUGCCAUCCUCCGGGUCUGACCAACGGUGAGGUGACCUGCCACUCCCCUCGAGGCAGAGCCUACAGGAGCACAUUGGGAACGCGUUGCCAGAUGAGCUGCGAUCGAGGGUACAAGCUGCUGGGAAGACGCUCCAUUAUGUGCCUCGCUAAUCGCAGCUGGUCUGGGACUGCUUACUGCCGCACCUGCAAGUUUUUAGUGCGUGUUGAGGUGAGAAGAUGUCCAGAACUCUUUCCACCCUUGCAUGGUUACCUCAGCUGCUCCUCCGAUGGGAGCAACUAUGGUGCAAUGUGUGAAUACCACUGCGAAGGAGGACACGAACGGAGGGGGGUGUCGAGUCGUGUCUGCCAAUUCAACCGAAGCUGGGGCGGAGAUCCUGCUGAGUGUGUUCCAAUUGAGAUUAAAGCCGAUGUAAAGACGGCGCCGGCUCUCCUGGAUCAGUUCUAUGAAAAGCGGAGGCUGCUGAUCGUGUCUGCACCCAACAUGUCGGACCCUGACUACCAGCUCCAGAACAUCAUGAUACAAAAAGCAGAUUGUGGAUUAGCCCUCCGGCACGUAACCGUGAUCGAGCUUCUGGGCUCUCCUCCUCGUGAGACUGGCCGCAUUAAAGAAAGUCUUCUUCAGCCUCAAGUCAUAGAGGGUUUAAGACAAGCAUUCAGAAUAUCCAGAAGCUACUUCAGCAUGGUGCUCCUGGAUGAGCUCGGUCUGGACCGAGAGCGCUUCAUUUCCCCCGUGGGUUCAGAUGAGCUGUUCUCCUACAUCGACAGUUUCCUGCUGGACGAAGAGGAACGGGAGAAACUGGAGCUCCGCAGCGAUUUCUGUGACUAAUUUAAUAAACCUCCGUCGUUGCCACA